AUGUCCGAAUCAAACUUUUACUUCCGCAUCGCGACCGCAGAAGACACCCCCAUCCUCAAACAACUCAUCGAAUCCGCCUUUCGCGCCGAAGAUACCAGACAAGGCUGGGUUGGCAUUCCAGAACUUGCAUCCGGAUUCUCAAUCGAAGAGAAGCAGAUUGCCAGCGGCGUCGCAGACCCGAAUACCGUGUUUUUGAUUGCCAGAGACGAACACGAGCACCUGCUUGGCACUAUCGGUGCAUCGAAGCGUGGGUCGGAGGUUGCUCGUCUGUUCAUGCUUGCAGUGGAUCCACGUCUUCAUCGUGGAGGAACAGGGAGAGCUAUUCUGGAUUACGCAGAGCAAUACUGCAAGCGCGAGUGGAAAUCGCGCGUGAUCAGCCUUGAUGCUCUUUCGACUCGCGAGAGUCUUAUCGCUUGGUACUUGCGGCGUGGGUACCGUCAAACAGGCGAGACGAAUCUUUUUCCUCGGGAGAAAUGUAAGGAUUUGGAUUUGCCCGAGGAUUUGCACUUUGUUGAACUUGAGAAGGAAGUUUGA
Messenger RNA from Penicillium diatomitis, 534 nucleotides. Its product is annotated as GNAT family N-acetyltransferase. The record is from RefSeq and is a predicted model, not a curated record. Bases 1 to 534 code for a protein of 177 amino acids. Gene Ontology annotation, molecular function: acyltransferase activity, transferring groups other than amino-acyl groups. NCBI's taxonomy places the organism in Eukaryota, Fungi, Ascomycota, Eurotiomycetes, Eurotiales, Aspergillaceae. The transcript has a single exon.